This is a messenger RNA of Echinostoma caproni, 675 nucleotides long. NCBI's taxonomy places the organism in Eukaryota, Metazoa, Platyhelminthes, Trematoda, Plagiorchiida, Echinostomatidae. The record is from the annotation of a GenBank genome assembly.
AUGUAUUCUGAGCUCUCGCAGUCCUUCGACGAGGACACUUUACCCAUGCGGGAAAUCCCCAUACUACAUGAGGUGGCUGAAACCAGCGACUGGGCUAGCACUCAAAUAGCGCUAGAAGCGACUCUAGUCGCCCUUGGCCUGCAAGGUUCGAUUAUACAUGAUUUGCGUGGAAAAGUCUCGUCACUAGAUAACGACUUAAGCCACCUGACAGCGUUAUUGAAGGAUAACUUCCCAGCAUGUGCUGCCGCAGGCCAGGUGUUCGCGCUAUCGAAACAACAGAUAUUCGACACUGCAGCCAAACUAAAAUCAACGACAAUUAGCGCCAAACGGAUUAUAAUUUGUGGUAGUUUCCCCAGUUUCAAUUCUCCGGUUCAAGCAACCAAAACCUUCUUCAGAAGUCUUACAGCGCCAUCACUACCCAAACCACUUGGAGCGUCUUGGCUGAAGUCCAAAUCUAAGAAGACGAAGGUGGGUAUCCUUAUCACCUUCAACUCGGAAUCAGUGGUUGCAGACGCUCUCGCCCAAACCGAGACCCUGAAAAGGGCAUUCUCAGAAGUGGAAGAACAAUUGAAACGCGCGAACUCCUUCAGCUCCAUGAGUCCGGAUGAAAUCCAUCCCCGUAUACUGAAAGAAUCCGCGGACAUGUUGGCUGCCACAUAUGCCCAUCUCUUUUAA